AAAUCAGAGACCCAAGGCAAAAAUUUAGGGUUUGGCUGGGGACUUUCGAUUCAGUUGAAGACGCAGCUCGAGCCUACGACGCCGCUGCUCUUUCGCUUCGGGGACCCAAGGCCAAGAUCAACUUUCCAUCAACCACACCUUCAAAUCCCUACUAUCCAUUUCAUCAGAACCCUAACGAUCGCUUUGUCAAUCAGCGGUUGUAUCCUCAGGAGCACCAGAUUAUCGCCCAGAGGACCACUCUUAGCAGAUUCUGUUGAGUCGUUCAGUGGGCCUGGGCAGCGUGAGACUGCUGAUUUGCCAUCGCGGAACACCCUCGGUUGCCGGAUGAAAGAAGGGGUCGAAUGGCAUAGGCUCGGUAGAGAAGAGUUGAGAGGUGAGCAGAGGAGCGGAAGAGAGAAGAGAGACUUGGGAAGGGAGUUGCAAGUCGACGAGACUGGGAUCGGGAGGAGUCGGAUUUAG
Ilex paraguariensis (yerba mate) is the source of this 459-nucleotide messenger RNA. The record is from the annotation of a GenBank genome assembly. Lineage: Eukaryota; Viridiplantae; Streptophyta; Magnoliopsida; Aquifoliales; Aquifoliaceae.